Molecule: messenger RNA, 6267 nt
Organism: Melanotaenia boesemani (Boeseman's rainbowfish)
Lineage: Eukaryota; Metazoa; Chordata; Actinopteri; Atheriniformes; Melanotaeniidae
Product: protein mono-ADP-ribosyltransferase PARP4-like
Exons: 40
Coding region: 84-5906 (1940 amino acids)
Molecular function (GO): NAD+ poly-ADP-ribosyltransferase activity
Source: RefSeq, a predicted model, not a curated record
GCCUUGCUAACUGUUAGCUUUCUGUGAAACAGGUAGCAGGAACUUCGACGGUGAUUAAAGCUCGUUUUAUUCGCGAAAACAGCAUGGCCGUGUUUCAGAACUUGUCGGUUCUUCUGGAGCUGAAAUAUUUGAGCUUCAAGGAGAAGAAGAAGGUGAAAUCUGCAGUGAUGGAAAACGGAGGCAGCAUCUGCUUUGUGAUCAAUAAACAGUGCUCUCUGGUGGUGACCAGCGACGUGUCCAGUCUGAGCCCCAGCAGGCUGCGCAGCAUCCAGAAACACCAGACGCCCGUGGUCGGGGUGGAUUACGUCCACGGCUGCGUGGAGAGAGGAGCUCUGCUUCCUGUGGAUCAGUACAAGCUGGAUACUUCAUCUGCAGCAUCACCUCCUCUUUCUGCCCUCCCACCAGCUCCCCUCACACAGAAAGCUGAGCGGUCCAAAGGCCAGGCCGAACCCGGUGGUUGGAACCAGAGAGGAGACGCCACAGAGAGAGGAGGGAAUGUUCUGGAAAAGUUCAGAAUCUUCACGGAAACCGACUCGGAUCUUCCAGCGUAUCCUGAUAACUUCCAAGUGGCCAAAUAUGCCAUCUAUCAGAAGAUGAACAGCUGGUGUGUGUUGGAGCUGCAGAGUGUUGGGACGGAGCAGGGACGGCGCUAUCGUGUGGUCAGGUACAGGAAGGACGUUGCACCAGCAGAGGAGGCGGUGCUGAGGGAUCAGCUGGUGUUCCCGUCCUCAGAGGAAGCUCUGGACGUCUUCGAGGCCCUGGGAAACUCCCUGGAGGCUUCUGGCCUGAAGAAGAGGACCGACAUGCCGCAGCAGGUCCAGGACCUUGGGUCCUCCCCCCUCCAACAGCUGCUGCUGGAGGAGAAGCUGAACACAGGAAGUUUAUCACAGGAAGUGGGUUUGUUUGUGGAGCUUCUAUGGACUGAGGCUCUGGGUUGCCUCGGCAACGUGCUCAGAGUUUCCAUCGACAAGCUGAGCCUAAACGAUGUGAGCAGGGCAGAGGGCUUCUUGCUUCAGGCUCAGAAGGUGCUGAGGGCAGGGGAUCAGUCUGAGGUCUCCUCCCUCCUGGAGGAGGUGUACACACUGCUGCCUCACCAGGACCUCCAGCCCCCACCCCCCAGCACCAAGCUGCUCUCUCAGAAGCUGGACCUCUGUCAGUUGAUCCGAGAUGUUCUGAAUGUGAGUGAGAUGACUCUGAACAGCCAGGCCCCGUCCAGCGUGGGGAAGUACCGCGCUCUGAGGUGCAGCAUCGAGACGGUCCCCCCCGGCAGCUCUGAGUUCCAGAUGGUCACCCAUCUGCUGCACGACAGUGUGCAGAUCCAGCAGAUUGUGCGUGUCAGCAGGGGGUUGGAGCUUCAGACUUUCAGAAGUGAUCUUGGCAACAUUAAGCCCCUCCUCCAUUCCUCCAGUCCCAACAACUUCGUGGGAAUUCUGUCCCGGGGCCUGCUGCUUCCUCGUGUCGGCGUGGAGCAUCAUGGGGUUGAGAGAACAGACGUUGGGAAUCUGGGCAGUGGGAUCUACUUCAGCAACGCUGUCAGCACUACUCUCAAAUACUCCAAACCCAGCCUCACCGACGGCUCCCGGCUGCUGCUGGUAUGUGAUGUAGCGCUGGGACGCUGCAGGGACGUCCACAAGAGAGACCCCACGCUGACCCAGGCCCCCGAGGGCCACCACAGCGUGCACGGAGUCCGAGGCAGCCAGACCACUACUGAGUUUGAGGAUGACGAGUACGUGGUGUACUCACCUGAUCAGGUCCGGCUGAGGUACGUGGUUCGAUUCUGUGUGGACGGAGACCAGCUGAAGGAGUUCAGUCCCACCGUGGAUGUGUUGUCCGAGCCAUCCCCACCCUCCUCACACCAAGAGCUGAGGUCGGAGGAUGAGGAGGCUGAACACAUGAAGAAUCCUCUCCAGGAAGUGACGGCCGGCCUGUUGGACAGCUCAGGACAGCAACUCCCCUUGCAGGCCGUCCAUGUGAAGUGCAAACUGAUGGAUCUGCUGUCUCAGGUCAUCAUUUUCCAGAAAUACACCAAUCAGAGUUUUGCGCCCAUCGAGGCCAAGUACGUCUUCCCUCUGGAUGAUUCUGCAGCUGUGUGCGGGUUUGAGGCUUUCAUCAACGGCAAACAUGUAGUCGGUCAGGUAAAGGAGAAGGAAAAGGCUCGUAAGGAGUACAAGCAGGCCAUUGAACAGGGCCACGGAGCGUACCUGAUGGACCAGGAUGCUCCGGACGUGUUCACCAUCAGCGUAGGCAACCUGCCGCCCGGAGCCACCGUCCUCAUCAAGGUGACCUUCGUAUCCGAGCUGGUGGUGGAGGACGGCAGUAUUCUGUUCUCGCUGCCCGGGAGUGUGGCUCCAUGGCAACAGAGCGCCGCCCUCAACCAGACCACACAGGUUUCCAUGGAGAAGGUGUGUGUUACCGAUGCUACAGAAACAAGAGAGUUCACACUGGACGUCUCGGUGGAGAUGCCCCACGAGAUCCGCAGCCUCCUCUGCACCACUCACAAAGUCAGGAUGAAGAGGACGGACUGUAAGGCGGUGAUCAGCGUUCUGCCGGGUCAGGUGAUGGGUUCAGACGGGUUCCAGCUGUCAAUCACUCUGUCCGAGGUCCACCUGCCCAGGAUGUGGGUGGAAAAGCACCCCGACAAGGACAGCCAGGCCUGCAUGCUGGUCUUCUACCCAGACUUUCAGCUCAGCUCCUCCUCGGCUGCCGAUGAAGUCGUCCUGCUGUUGGACACGUCCGAGUCCAUGAGGGGGGAGGCGCUCCGCUCGGCCCAGAGAAUCGCUCUGCAGGUUCUCCGGAAGCUGGACCACAACUUGAGACUCAACAUCAUCCUCUUUGGAACAGAUCACACGGAAGCGUUCCUCACAGCACAGCCACUCACUCAGGUUCAUCAGGCAGCGGAGAGCUUCAUCAAGCGCUUCUCUCCAGUAGGGGGCAGCACCGAGCUGUGGCGGCCCUUGCGAUCGCUCAGCUUGCUGCCGCCGCCGUCUGGCGGUGUGAGGAACCUGCUUCUUCUGUCGGACGGCCACAUCCAGAACGCCGCCUUCACCCUGCAGCUGCUCAGAGACAACGCUCAGCAUAGCCGCCUCUUCACCUGCGGCCUCAGCCCAACAGCCAACCGCCACAUGCUGAGAGCCCUGGCACAGGCAGGGGGCGGAGCUUAUGAGUUUUUUGACAGUAAAGCCAAACACAGCUGGGCCGAGAAGGUGGCGUCUCAGGUGAAGCGCAUGCUGUCCCCCGGCUGCAGCUCCGUGUCGGUGAAGUGGCAGCAGUUUAAUCCUGCCGCUCCUCCUCCUCUUCAAGCCCCCAAACAGCUGCACGCUCUUUUCAGCGACUGCCACACUCUGGUUUAUGGAUUUGUCCCACACUGCACUCAGGCGACUCUUCUUGGAAACCUUUGCGGUGUGGAGCUGGAGACCAUGGUGUCGACCAGCGAGCUGCAGAAGACCAGAGGCACAUUUCUUCACAAGCUGGCAGCAAGAGCCCUGAUCAGAGACUACGAAGACGGAAGUCUGGAAACCUCUGAAGCUGAACACGAGGGUAAGAAAGCAGAGCUGAAGUCCUUCAUCAUUGAGCUGAGUAAAGAGUUCUCCAUCCUGUCUCAGUUCACGAGCUUCGUGGCCAUCGAGGAGAGGGAUUUGAACCAGGCAGAAGACGGAGUCACCAAUGUCUCAAAGCUGAUCGCAGAGGAGGACGUGGACUUCCUCCCCUAUGUCAGCUGGUCCUCUGAGAACUUAGACCAGCUAGAGAUGCUGAAUUUUGAGAGUGAAGAGUUCUACAUGGGUCACGUCUCUUACUUAAGGAGUCAGUCCGACGAUGUUGAGCAGGAGAAUGAUGAAUCAUCAUCUGAGAUCAGCGCGGAGGACAUGGACUUUGGACUUUCGCUGACCGAACGUCUGCGUAGGCACUAUCACUCACCUCCACCCCCCCUUCAUAAAACCAUGAAUUUAGAGUUCCGCUUGGGUCACAUCUCUCGCUGCAGGCGGGAGAAUGAUGAAUCAUCAUCUGAGACCGAACGUCUGCGUAGGCACUAUCACUCACCUCCACCCCCCCUUCAUAAAACCAUGAGUCCAUGUGAACUUGGAUCUGUUGAAAUGAUGAAUUUAACUGAAGAUGAACCUGGUCCUCAACCUGCUAAAGCCCACAUUUUUGAUAUUUUCGCUGAGUGUCACUCCUCUGUCGUCCAUCCUCCUCCUCCUGUGGUCCAUCCUCCUCCUGCAGUCCAUCCUCCUCCUCCUCUUCCUGCAGUCCAUGCUCCUCCUCCACCUCUCUGGGGGGAUCUACAUAUCCCUUAUGGAUCUACGAGUGUUUCCUUCUCCACACUACAAGGCCAUGGGCUAUCACCAGAGGUGCAGCAGGGUGUAAGAUCUCCAGUAAUAGUAUCUGGUCCUGGAUUCACUGGACAGCCUGGACCUGCAGUUAUCGGACAGCACAUAACUGAGGGUUUUGUUUUUGGACAGAGCGCUGCAGGUGUAAGUUUUGGACAGAGCGCUGCAGGUGUAGGUUUUGGACAGAGCGCUGCAGGUGUAGGUUUUGGACAGAGCCCUGCAGGUGUAAGUUUUGGACAGAGCGCUGCAGGUGUAGGUUUUGGACAGAGCCCUGCAGGUGUAAGUUUUGGACAGAGCGCUGCAGGUGUAGGUUUUGGACAGAGCCCUGCAGGUGUAAGUUUUGGACAGAGCGCUGCAGGUGUAGGUUUUGGACAGAGCCCUGCAGGUGUAAGUUUUGGACAGAGCGCUGCAAAAACACAGUCAACUGCUGACUCUUAUCAACCACGGAGGGGAACCACUGACCUAUCUAUUCCAGAAGCUCAAAUCCUGCAAAGUUUUGGAAAUCAGCAUCUGGGUUUUGGCAGUUUUGCUGAACCUCUCCACCGCUCUCAGCUUUCAACUCAGGGUCUGUCCUCCGCAUUUAUGUCCCCUUGGCUAGGGGACAGCAGUGUCGGUCCACCAGCAGCUGUUGGUGGUCUGCGCAAAGGCAAGUUACUGCCAAAAGCCAUGUCUUCUGCAGCCAGGAGGCUUUCCUCUUACCAAGCUGCAUAUGUUCAGGGUGAUGUGCUUCCUGAUCGGACUGUAGAACCACCUAAAGAUGUCACUGAAGCUUUAUCUAGAAAGCUUUCUUUCAGAACCAAGAACGGAUCCCUCGUGUCCAGCUCUGCUGCUCUGCCGAGACAACCUCAUUUUGUCCAGUGCUGUUUAAUGUCAGAGUCACUUUCCCUUCCGCCUCCAGCUGAGACCGUUACACAAGACCGUCCGCCAACACAUGACGCUCCACAUCAAGUUCUUCAUGAAAAGAUUUUAUCUCUACCUGCUGCAGAGCUUUCUAACGUCGAUAUGGUGCAUUCAUAUGCAUCAUUCAGCGUUGGAUUUCCUGCUCCUCCUGCAGCAACUCCUCCAUCAUCUGAGAGGAAGCUGACGGACGCAGAACUGAAGCUGAAAUGGACGAAGAUCUUCCAGCUGCAGCACUUGGACGGUUUCUGGGAUCUGACCACGGAACUGGGAGACUUGAUAAACCUGAACGUGGACGUCUUCACCAACAUCUUCCUGAAGAGCAAAGGCAUCAGUUCUCUAGGUGUGAAGGCCCACGCAGACAUCCUUAGGAUGGUGGCGACUCUCCUGGUCCUGCAGCUGCUGAGGAUGGAGAAGGUGGAGGAAGGAAAACUGCUGCGCAGCCUGUUUCGCCUGGAGGAGACUUCACCCCCCAGGACUGGGCAUCUACAGCUGGUGAAGAAGGCAGUGGACUGGGUGUGCUUGGCCGACCGGCAGUAUCCAUGCGUCUGCAGCCGGCUGGAGUUUGGCCUGAACUGGGAGUCCUCCACCCGCCAGCUGCUGGGCUUCGAAGACCUGCCUCCAUUCUCCCCCCUCAGAGGUCUGGAGCUGCAGAGGCCCACCCCACCGCUGACGGUCCACUGAGCAGGUGGACACUGAUGAGGAGACAUGAUGAGAAAACAUACCUGUCAGAAGGGAUGACGUCAGCUUUUGUCUUCAUCUGUUUCUGGGUUCAUUUAACAAAUCUGACGAGAGAAAUAUUUUCAGUCUGGGCGGGGUUUGUCUUCAUGUGUUUGGUGGAUUUUCUGUCUUUGGGCUGAUUUUUUUAUUUUUUACGUGAACCUCUGACUUAAUGAUCUACAAAGACAGCAGAAAAUAUGAGUGUUUUCUUUCAGAUGUACAUGAACAAUUAGCAACAGCUAAACAGCUGCUAGCAUAAAAUGUUUGUAUUCAUGCUUUUUUGUUUUACUAAUAUGUGGUUAACUGAACAAAUUUAAUAACUUCU